Molecule: messenger RNA, 2553 nt
Organism: Solanum dulcamara
Lineage: Eukaryota; Viridiplantae; Streptophyta; Magnoliopsida; Solanales; Solanaceae
Exons: 12
Coding region: 597-2219 (540 amino acids)
Molecular function (GO): DNA binding; protein binding
Source: RefSeq, a predicted model, not a curated record
CUUGUCAAGAGAAAGGCGAGUCAAACAACCGUUCCAGCAAUCUGUACACAAAGUGACAAAAGUUAUAACGUUCGCUAAAACCCAUAGUGGAAAAACAAGAGCAUAUUCUUCUCUUCUCCGGCGACGCUCUCUUCUUCGCUUUCUCCUUUUUGCUUAAAUUUGCCGGUGAAUUUCUCUCUUCAGUAUCUACAACCUCAAGAGAGCGUUAGUUCUUCCGUUGCUGAAUUUGGUUUCUCAGAGAAUCUUUUGCUGCCGCCACUGCUUCACAGUGCUGCGUGGUUUGUCUUUGAUGGAGAGAGCGAGGAGCGAGAGAAGAUGAAGAGGGUCUACUCGACAAUCUAAAGCAACCAUGCUUUAGAUUUCACUCAAGGAAGUGAUAUUUUCCUGAAGAUAAAUAUUUGAAACAUUUUAUUGAAAGAUACUUGAAUAGAAAUUUGUAUGACUGCUAUGCUAUGAAGGUGCAUACAUAUAUUUAGUGGUGCUGUUGCUAAUCAAUCAUUGGAAAGAGUCCUUGUGGCAGCGCUCAAGACACCUCUGAGAUAAGAGGUAGAGAAGAAGAAGUGUAAAAGCUCGUGUUGGCAUAUUAUCUCGACAGCAUGGAUGGGAACUCCUUUUGGGUUGAAGAAGUCAAGGAUCAGUUACCCGUUUCUUCGAAAAGAAAGAGAAAUGUCAAAAUCAAGAAACUAGAGUUUGUUGGAUGGGGAUCCAAACCGUUGAUUGAAUUCCUUCAAUCAAUUGGUAAAGAUACAAGCAAAACAUACUCUCAACAAGAGGUGACGGCGUUUGUCACUGAAUAUGUAAAUUCAAAUGGUCUUCUUAAUCCACAAAAGAAAAAGAGGGUAAUGUGUGAUGCGCGACUUCAUUCCCUUUUCGGAAAGAAAACUAUACCGCGGAUAAAAAUCUAUGAUUUGUUGGAAGUGCACUUCAGUGUGAACCAUGAUGAAUCAGAGGAUGAAUCUUCUAACAGUUCAAAAGAGGAGGAUAUUUUAAUAGCAUCUAAGGGAAGAAAAAGUAUAGGGAGUCCAAAGAAAAAGGUUCCUGUUGUUCCUAAAAGCUGUUUUGCCGCUGUUAUUGCUGAAAACAUUAAGCUUGUGUACUUGAAGAGGAGCUUAGUUCAGGAUCUUCUGAAGAACCCUGAAAGUUUCGAAGAUAAAAUUGUGGGUAGCUUUGUGAGGGUAAAAUCCGACCCAAACGACUACUUUCAGAAAAACUCUCACCAGCUUCAGCAAGUUGAAGGUGUAAAAAAGAUUACGGCAGCAGCCAGUGAUGCUGCUUUUGAAAUUCACCUUCAACUUUCAAAUUUGAUGAAAGACAUUCCAAUAUCGUCCUUAUCUGAUGAUAAUUUUUAUGAGGAAGAAUGUGAGGAUUUGCGUGAAAGAACAAAAGCUGGUUCACUCAAGAGGCCUACUGUUUUAGAGCUUGAGUCAAAAGCGCAAGUUCUGCACAAGGAUAUCACCAAGCAUUGGAUUGAGAGAGAAGUUGUGUUGUUACAAAAGCGCAUUGAUCAUGCCAAUGAAAAGGGAUGGCGCAAACAACUGUUUGAGUUUCUGGAGAGGAAGCAGCUUCUACAAACAAAAAAAGAACAGGAUAGACUCUUUUCCGUGAUGCCAAAAGUUGUAGCUGAGGAAUUAGAGCCUGAAGUUAAAACUGUUGAUGCCCUAGAAGAAAAUGUAGUGGAACAAGAAAGAGAAAAUGGUUGUUCACCAAAGUCAAGUCCUAAUGGAGCUACUGACAUUUCUGGUGCAGGAGAUACCGUGAUCCCAUCUAAUAGGAUUUUCAUAAAUGGAGAUGCAUUCACUGCUGAUGGAAAUGAUCAACACGCAGACAUGAUUCAAGAACAAAGAGAUACUACCAUUUCUGUAAGAGUUGAAAGAAGUGGAGAAAUGCAGGUCAUGGCCUCUGGAGAAGAUGUCGUCACUCAACAAGUACAGGUCCAGGAGACUCAAACUGAGGUAAUUGAAUUGAGCGAUGAUGAUCCAGAUGUUGAGGACCAACAAUAUGGAAAACAAUCUACUGAUUUGAACCCUGAAGUAGCAAUUUGGCACUAUCUGGAUCCUCAUGGUAUUAUACAGGGUCCUUUUCCUUUGACAUUGUUGAAAUGCUGGAGUGAUGCUGGUUACUACUUCGGGCCAAGCUUCAGUGUGUGGAUGGUUGGCCAAAGCCCACAAGAAGCUGUCUUGUUGGUUGAUUUGCUUCGCUACUUUUUCCCCGUCCAAUGAAUCACUGGACUUCCAUAAAAGUUGUUUCAAAGUUGUCAAUCAUGGUUGCUGAGUUAAAAAAAAAAGAGGUUCUUUUGCUUCGUAAAUGUCUUUAUUUUAUGAUCAUUGAUCCAUAGUAGAGUAAUACAUCUAGCUCAUGAAAAUAGGAUCAAUCCUUGCAGCCAUUGCUGCAUUUUAUGUUUGCAAGUACUGUUACUAGUCAAUUUAACUUCUCAUUGAGGUGGCCCUUUAGAGUUCGUACAAAAAGAUGCUUUGUAAUGUGAAGUGAUGAACAGAAAGAACUCUUUCUGUUACCAGUCAAUAAUGUGGCUUUUUAGCAGUUAGCACAGCAAAA